Lodderomyces beijingensis is the source of this 987-nucleotide messenger RNA. Lineage: Eukaryota; Fungi; Ascomycota; Pichiomycetes; Serinales; Debaryomycetaceae. The record is from the annotation of a GenBank genome assembly.
AUGACGACUAGAACCAGGGUGUACUCCGUGUCGAACAUAUACAACGAUGUCAACAACAACAAGCCGUCGGAGUACUGGGACUAUGAGAACCACAAAAUCGUAUGGGGCGAUAUCAAAAACUACGAAAUCGUGAGUAAGAUAGGCCGGGGCAAGUACUCCGAGGUGUUCCAGGGCCUAAACGUUCUCAACGACGAGCCGUGUGUCAUCAAGGUGUUGAAGCCCGUCAAGUUGAAGAAGAUUUACCGGGAAGUCAAGAUUUUGCAGAACCUAACCGGCGGCCCCAACGUAGUUGGUCUUCUAGACGUUGUGCGGGAUGAGCAGUCCAAAAUACCGGCGUUGAUCUUUGAAAAAGUCAACAAUGUCGACUUCCGAGUCUUGUACCCCAAAUUCACGGUGAAGGAUAUCCAGUACUACUUCACCCAGCUAUUGAUUGCCCUAGAUUACUCGCAUUCGAUGGGGAUCAUCCAUCGCGAUGUCAAGCCGCAGAAUAUCAUGAUUGAUCCCAUGAAUAAGAAGCUCAGGUUGAUCGAUUGGGGGUUGGCCGAGUUUUACCACGCGGGGAUGGACUAUAAUGUGCGGGUUGCUUCUCGAUACCACAAGGGGCCCGAGUUGCUAAUAAACCUACAACAGUACGACUACUCGCUAGACUUGUGGUCGGUGGGGUGCAUGUUGGGGGCGAUAAUAUUCAAGAAGGAGCCGCUUUUCAGGGGCGACUCCAACAACGACCAGCUCGUGCAGAUUGCAAAAGUGUUGGGAACAGAGGCGUUGAUGAGGUAUGUCAACAAGUACGGUCUCAAGCUCAGCUCGGAUUACGAUGACAUCUUGGGCAAUCACUCCAAAAAGCCAUGGAAGGCGUUUAUCAAUAAUGAGAAUCGUCAUUUGAUCAGCGAAGAAGCAUUGGAUUUGAUAGACCGGCUACUUCAAUACGACCACCAGCUUAGACCGACGGCGAAGGAGGCAAUGAACCAUCCAUUUUUCAAAUUGUAA